CAGAGUGGAGAGUGGCUGGGACGGCGCGGCCUGAGGCGGACGGGCCAGGCUGGGUCGAGCAGUGCUGGGUAGAACAGGGCGGGACCGGCCGACCGGCGCUGGGAGUGGCUCUGCUGGAGAGCCUCGUCAGCGCGGUGCUUCGUGAGACUGAAGGUCCAGUAUUUACAAGAUACCAGACUCCAAACUUGGACAACUAGACAUGUCUAGCACAUACGAUGAUUCUCUUGGAUUUGAGGUUUCUAGUGAUAGUUUCUGGGAGGUUGGAAAUUAUAAGCGGACGGUAAAACGCAUUGAAGAUGGUCAUAGACUUUGCAGUGAUCUCAUGAACUGUAUUCAUGAGCGUGCUAGAAUAGAGAAGUCCUAUGCUCAGCAGCUAACAGAAUGGGCAAAAAGGUGGAAGCAACUUGUAGAGAAAGGUCCUCAGUAUGGAACAGUUGAAAAGGCUUGGCACGCAUUUAUGCUUGAAGCGGAAAAAGUGAGCGAGCUACACCUUGAUGUAAAAGGUGCCCUAAUGAAUGAAGACUAUGAAAAGAUUAAAAACUGGCAAAAGGAGGCCUUUCACAAGCAGAUGAUAGGUGGAUUUAAGGAGAUGAAAGAAGCAGAAGAUGGCUUUAGGAAAGCCCAGAAGCCCUGGGCCAAAAAAAUGAAAGAGGUGGAAGCUUCCAAGAAAGCAUACCAUGCGGCCUGCAAAGAAGAAAAACUUGCAGUAUCCAGAGAGGCUAACAGUAAAGCUGACCCAACCCUGAACCCAGAACAGCUGAAGAAAUUGCAGGACAAAAUGGAUAAAAGCAAACAGGAUGUGCUGAAGACAAAAGAAAAGUAUGAAAAAUCUCUUAAAGAGUUGGACAAUGCAACACCGCAGUAUAUGGAAAACAUGGAGCAAGUUUUUGAGCAAUGUCAGCAGUUUGAAGAAAAACGCCUCCGUUUUUUCCGAGAAGUGCUGCUGGAAGUUCAGAAACAUCUGGACUUAUCUACUAUUGGAAGCUACAAAAAUAUUUAUUGCGAACUGGAGCAGAACAUCAAAGGAGCUGAUGCUGUUGAAGAUCUGAGGUGGUUCAGGGCCAAUCAUGGUCCAGGCAUGUCGAUGAACUGGCCACAGUUUGAGGAUGAAGAAUGGUCAGCUGACCUGAACCGCACUCUCAGCAGACGAGAGAAGAAAAAGGCUACAGAUGGCGUGACCCUGACUGGCAUUAACCAGAUGGGAGACCAGCACAACAAAAACAGCAGCAACCUUAGUGUCCCGUGUAACACAGUGCAGUCAGUACAGUCAAGUUACAAUCCCUUUGAAGACGAAGAGGAUACUGGAAGUACUAUCAGUGAAAAGGAGGACAAUAAAAUCAAAAAUGUUAGCAGCUCUGAGAGAAACCAAAGUUACCCCACCGAGUGGUCUGAUGAAGAAACCAGCAAUCCGUUUUCCUCCACGGAUGCACAAGCAGAAACAAAUCCUUUUGAUGAGGAAGAGGCCUCACCUACCUUGGAGGUGCGAGUUCGAGCCCUGUAUGAUUAUGAAGGUCAAGAGCAUGAUGAGCUCAGCUUUAAGAUUGGGGAAGAGCUAACUAAAAUAGAAGAUGAAGAUGAACAGGGCUGGUGCAAGGGACGUCUGGAUAGUGGACGAGUUGGUCUAUAUCCAGCAAACUACGUGGAACCAAUACAGUGACGACUUACCUUUAUAAGUACUGCAGAAAUUGUUAAUCUGCACAAUAUGUGUGGCUCAAAAUGAGGGGGGACACAAUAUGUAUGUAUAUUUUUUUUGUAAUGCCAAUUGAAUGAUGAACUGAGUUCUUGUCUGCAGAGAAAUCAUCUAACAAAGUCAAGCAAAAUGGACUGGGGGAAAUGUUGUGCCACUUAUACACAGCACAAACAACCAGGACAGAGUGAAAAAAAAAACCGGCAAGGAAAUGAUCUCUUAGCCCUUGUUGCCAAUUUCCUCCAUCAUGAGUUAAUGCCUUCCAGCAUUCUUUGUUGUGGCCUUAUUUGACUAUGGUUUAAUCACUUAUUUUAAAUGAACUUCAGUUAUUUGCAACUUGAUUUUUUUAAAAUUACAGUUCAUUUUGUAUCUGUUCAUAGGGAAAUCUGAAAGAUGUAAUUUUUAAAAUGUAAAGGCCAUGUGCCACCUUUUCAUGCUUAUUUACUGAAUUAUUACUACUUCAAUUAUGACUCAGAUGUUUUGCAAAAUACUCCUUCCAUGCGUCUACACUGUGUCUUCCCAUGCUAUCUGGACCAGAGAAUGUUGUCGGUGUUCAGUGUCUGUUACAGAGUAUCGUAGCAGAAUUGUCUCUAAAUACUGCAAUUUGAGUGUUUCUUGUUGAUGCUUCCAAUGUGUUUUAAUAGCUGACAUAUUAAUUUUCUGAAUGAUGACUUUGGGGGACAUUUCUUUGAAAAAAAGUUAAGCCAGUUUCCACCAAAUUUUUGCUGAGAAAUUUUUCUUUGCCAGUUGUUAAUUAUUGUGUGAUUUGGAAAGUUAAAUAUAUAUGAUUAUUUUUUCAAGCAAGAAACUGUAAAAUAGAUAAAUGCUUUUAUUAAGAUGUUCUUUCAGUUGUGUAUAUGUAUAUAUGAUUUGAUAGAAAUGUAAAGAGCAUGUCAUAACUAACUAGGCUUUUAUUGAUUGUGGGUUAGUUUGAUCUGCUAGUGUGAAUUUUCACUAAUGGGAGUUUGCUAUAGACCUCAAUGGACUAUGCAUUGCCUCCUUAGAGUAAACAGAGCAGUUUCAGUUGUAGGCUUAUUGAAAGUUGCUCUGUUAGUGCAUACUCCGCUGGCUGUAAGAUAGACCAGUGGCUCAUUUCAGUGCACAAAAGGAACAGCAUUAGGAGGGGAUCUCUUUGGGCAUAAUGGAAACCUAGUCUCUGCUGUGGAUUAUUGUAGCAGAACACUGUAAAAUCUUCCUACUACUUGUUCGCAAUGGCAAACCAGCUACAGAAGUAUCAAAUUGUAUAUCUUGGAAUAGCUGAAUUGCGAACCUGUAAAACAAAUUGCUUUAUAGAAAAGCUAAAUAUCAGGUAAGUAGAAAUGCUAUGUUAGGAAACUACACUGUAAUUGAAGUAACAUGUUAAUGCUGUAAAUGCUCCCUGGUUAUUCCAUUUGCUUGUGUAGACUGAUAUAUUUAUUACUCUCUAAAGUAAAAUUAUAUAUCCAGCUAAGAACUAGAUCUUUCUGUUACAAUAUUCUGACAGAGUUGUUAAUUUAGCAAAAGGCGAUUCACCAGAACUGGUCAGGAAUAAGAGUGUGGAAUAUUUUUCUGUGCAGUACAAUAUUUUAGAAAUAAUAAAAUCUUUAAAAUACUGAA
This is a messenger RNA of Sphaerodactylus townsendi, 3283 nucleotides long. It is a transcript of the gene PACSIN2, whose product is annotated as protein kinase C and casein kinase substrate in neurons 2. Gene Ontology annotation, cellular component: endosome; plasma membrane; cytoplasm. Gene Ontology annotation, molecular function: protein binding; phospholipid binding. Lineage: Eukaryota; Metazoa; Chordata; Lepidosauria; Squamata; Sphaerodactylidae. Gene Ontology annotation, biological process: regulation of endocytosis; cytoskeleton organization; plasma membrane tubulation. Bases 200 to 1657 code for a protein of 485 amino acids. The transcript is spliced from 12 exons. The record is from RefSeq and is a predicted model, not a curated record.